UUGCUCAUAUGUCUGCUCCGGCCAUGGCCAUUUAAUGCUUCUGAUUACAAUCAACCCCAGCUUCAAAAAUGCCAACUAUUUAGAAGCGACGUACCACCAAGAAGUUCCACACCAGCAUUACAAACUUUUGAGGGAUAAAAAGUUUUGUGGAGAGAGAGAGAGAGAGAGAGAGAGAAGGGGGGGGGAAUGGUGAGGAGACCAUGUUGUGAAAAGCAAGGGAUGAAUAAGGGAGCUUGGUCUGCUGAAGAAGACGAAAUCCUCAUCAACUAUGUCAAGAUUCAUGGUGAAGGCAAGUGGAGAAGUGUUGCUCAGCAUGCUGGUUUGAAUAGAUGUGCCAAGAGUUGCAGGCUUAGAUGGUUGAACUACUUGAGGCCCGGCAUCAAACGGGGCGACAUCACCGAGGACGAAGAAGAUCUCAUCAUCCGGCUCCACCGCCUUCUCGGCAACAGGUGGGCAUUCAUUGCGGGGAGGCUUCCAGGACGAACCGACAAUGAAAUAAAGAAUUACUGGAACACCACCCUCGCCAAGAAGUGCAGAUCUUCCUCACUGCCGACUUGUGCGAGAGAAUCGAACUGCGAAGAGAAAUUUUUGCGCAACCAAAAUCACGGGUCGAUGAAUAAUUCCGAUCAAGUCGACGCAGACCAGCCAUCAGGGGCCGAUGUCUGCAGAAUUCCUAUUCUACCCCAAGAAGAAAAGCACUGUUUGGUGGAGGAAAGCAUAGGUUUGAUCAGUAACAGCUGCAGCAUUGACAAUCAAGCCAUGUUUUCUUCACCUCUGGGCCAAGCCGAAGGCGAUGAGGAUCAUCUGAGCUUUUUUAUGAGCAUCGACAUCGAUGAGAAUUUCAUAACGGCAGUUACCCGGUCGGACUCACAGCUAUUUCCCGGGAAUAGAACAGUGCAAGAAAAUUAUAAUUAUGACAUAUUUGGUGGGUUUGACAAUGAUAAUGUCAUGUCUUCAUCUCCUUCUGAUAUCACUUCUGAUGAUCAAGUAGUCAAGGUUGACACUGAGGUGAUGCGUGAUCAGCAACCGUCGCUACAUGUGGAGCUGAAGAAGCCGGCUUCGUUUCUUGAUUUGGAAGAUGUAUGAAGGGUACUCUGAUUUGACAAAGAAUUAAUAAAGAGAAGUAGUUGCAGUGAAGAGUGACUUGUUGGGUCACCUAACUUUCAUGUAGGCAUUUGUUGCACCCUCAAAAUAAAUAAAUAAGAGCGUAAUGGGACCUCAAUUGUCCUUGAAUUUCUCCACCAUAUUUUUAUGAA
Messenger RNA from Syzygium oleosum, 1256 nucleotides. Its product is annotated as transcription factor MYB13-like. Gene Ontology annotation, biological process: cell differentiation. The record is from RefSeq and is a predicted model, not a curated record. NCBI's taxonomy places the organism in Eukaryota, Viridiplantae, Streptophyta, Magnoliopsida, Myrtales, Myrtaceae. Gene Ontology annotation, molecular function: transcription cis-regulatory region binding. Gene Ontology annotation, cellular component: nucleus. The transcript has 3 exons. Bases 187 to 1086 code for a protein of 299 amino acids.